This is a messenger RNA of Temnothorax curvispinosus, 2032 nucleotides long. RefSeq lists its product as uncharacterized. The transcript is spliced from 2 exons. The record is from RefSeq and is a predicted model, not a curated record. NCBI's taxonomy places the organism in Eukaryota, Metazoa, Arthropoda, Insecta, Hymenoptera, Formicidae. Bases 37 to 1251 code for a protein of 404 amino acids.
GACGAUGAAUCCAAGGAAAAUAGGAUAACUAAAAAGAUGAAACGCCUGUCGAGAGAUCUUAAAAAGCUUGAGGAUCGAAUACGGAAGAGACGGGCACGAGACCGUGAUUCGAGAUUAGAGGAUGGUGAUCAUAAACGGCAGAAAUCAUCCAGUGGCAGAGACAGGAGAAAUCUGUCACAAAGCCCUUCACGAACUCCACCCGAUUCUCCAUUUAUCCCGUCGGAUGAUGAUCAACGAUCGCCCUCGAUUGACGAGGGGCUCACUGUGGAUACAAUAGAAGUUGCGUUGGGCGGCGAGGUCGCAUCGACCUCGAAUCAUUCUCAUGAUCCGCCCGUUGGUACUUCCACAGCACCGGCAGAGGCUUCUAUUGAACAUCAACCGACAGUAAAACCAGGAGGAGAUUCAUCUUCUUUAAAUGCCCAAAAAACUGAGGCUUCUGGGCAAGAGAAUGAACUCAUUAUUGAAGACCUGGAUGAGGAAAUUUUGGAUGUAAUCGGCAAACGAGUUGCAGAAGACAGAGUGCUGGCCCCAGCUAUUCCUAAAAGUAUCGCUGUUCGGCUGGAAGACAUUUUGAAGAAAGGUCUUCCAAAGGAGGAAAGAGAAAAGCUAAUCAAGGAACAUGCACCACCAAAAAAUUGCGUCUUGAUUGAUCCUCCUAAACUAAAUGAAGAGGUUAAAGUUUCUAUAGCGGAACCGUCAAGAAAACGAGAUGAUCGAAUCGUCGAUAAACAAAAGAAAAUUACUGCUUGUCUCGCCUUGAUGGGUAGCUCCAUAGUUGAUGUUAUCAACAAUAGCAAGGCGGAUAAAGGAACUUCGAUAUUGCCACCAGCGCAAAUUGCCUUAGUUAAAAAGCUCAGUGAAGCAGCACGGUUGUUGGCAGAUCUGCAGAGAGAUGAAACCCUGACUCGCAGAAGUCUAAUUCUUGCUACGAUUAAUAGCUCACAGAAGGAAGUAUUGGAAUCAUCAACAGCUGAUGAAUGGCUUUUUGGCCAAAAAUUGGAUGAGCGUCUUAAGGCGGCAAAGACAAUCGAACGAUCGGGAAAGGACCUGAAAGCAAAACCUAAAAUCUCUAAGAAGCCAAAAAACUUCAAGGCUCCGCCUCGUCGUCAGCCUUUCAAGCCCAGGACGUCGGGCGGGUUCCGGAACAAAUUUUACAAUCAAAAUCAGUCCAACAAGAAGAACUGGGGAACUCAGAACACGGGAGACCACAAUCCCCAAUCACAAACCCCAGCACAACAGAAAAAAGCUUAGCUUCAAGGGAUGUAAGUAGAUCAGCUGGCAGGUUAAAAAAUUACCUGAAUAAGUGGAAAGACUUAACUUCCGAUUCCAGAGUUUUAGAUUGGAUAAAAGGUUAUAAAAUUCCCUUUGCAGAAUUAGUAUUUCAAAAUACAAUCCCUAGAGAACCUUCAUGGUCACUAAAAGAAAAAAUUCAGGUUAAGGAACACAUAGAUCAGUUAAUUUCCAAAGGAGUUAUUAGUAGGUGCCAUCCACAGAAAGGGCAAUUUGUAUCGGGUAUCUUUUUAAUUCCAAAGCCAGAUGGUUCAAGUAGAUUGAUUCUUAAUCUUAAAAAAUUAAAUGAAUUUAUUGAAAUAGACCAUUUUAAAAUGGAGGAUUAUAAAGUAGCUUGUAAAUUAAUAAGUCGCAAUUGUUUUAUGGGUAAAUUGGAUCUUAAAGAUGCGUAUUAUAUGAUCCCAAUUGACAAAAAUUAUAAAAAAUAUUUAAGAUUUUUGUUUGAUGGCAAUCUCUAUGAAUUUAAUUGCUUACCCUUUGGCCUCAACACGGCUCCAUAUAUUUUUACGAAAAUCAUGAAGCCAGUAGUAGCUUAUCUGAGAAACUUAGGAUUUUUGUCGGUUGUUUAUCUGGAUGAUCUGUUACUGUUUGGAAACACGUAUUCGGAUUGUUUAAAGAACAUAAAGGAAUCUCUAAAUGUGUUAAAAAGUCUAGGUUUUAUUAUUAACGAAAAUAAGAGUCGUAAAAUUCCAGCACAAGCCCGUAAAUUUCUUGGUUUUAUUUUAAAUUCACAAAAAAUGAC